CAGAGAAAGAGCUGCGGUCGUGGUCGGCGCCGCGCAAUGCCGGCUCGGCGCCCCGAGUUGCCCGUCGUCGGCAUCGACGCGACGACGCCCUUCCGACGCCAGAAACCCGUGAAAAGGCGUUGCAGGCCGCGUCCCGGCAACAUUAGUGGCGGCGUGGAGGCUGCGGCCGCGGCGGCGGAACUGGGCCGCGUCAUGCGGGUGGAGCAGACACGAGUGAUGAGCCCCGACUCCUGCUGGCAGGAGCAGCCUCGCAAGGUUCCCCGUUCUUCGUCGCGCAGCCUGGGCGAGGCGCUGUCGACGCUGCUGUACCAGCCGUACGAGUGCCGCGACGACUCUUCCUCCUCCUCGGACGAAGAGGCAAUAAUAUUAAUGUCGGAGGUCGGAAAGCGUCCGGCAGAUGGCGGGUCGGUCGAGGAGCCGCCUGCGAGCUCAGGUCGCGGCGGCGGCGUCCAGGGGGAGGAGGAGAAGUCGGAGGCAGUGUCAGUGUCGAGCGAAGCUUCGGCAGGCGCGGAUGCAGCUGUGUCGCCCGUGGCGCCGCGCAUGGUGAGUGUGAGUGUCGAGGCGGGCCCCCCGGCCGCCUCCAGCGCGGCCCCCGCCGCCGCCGUCGCCGCCCCCGACGAGCUGGAGACGGAGGACGAAGAGCGAAGACUGUGUUCGGUGCCACACGUGUCGAGUGUGCAGAUUGUGGCGUGCGAGCGCACCUUCACCUCGUCCGAGGCGCAGACGGACCUCGACUCGCGCGAGCAGCGGCGCCGCCAGCGCCGCGAGCGCCGCCAGCAGCGCCUCCUCAGCAGGGCCAACCCCCCGCCCGCCCCCGCGCCACCCCCCGAUGCCGGGCCCCCGAUGGACAGACUGCUCCCCGACCUGCUGGUCAACUCGUACCUCCAGCAGCCGCCCCCGUACUCCACCCUGCCCAUCAGGACCAUCGCGGGACCGCCCCCGCCGCCUCCGCAGGGCCUCCUCCUCCCGGCGGCAGCCCUCGGAUCCCCGCCCCCGCCGCCCCUCGUCCACCAGCCCCUCGCCAUGCGGCUCUCCUUCCCCAUCACGCCCUCCUCGAGAAGGUGUCGAGUCGGAUCGGGUCGAGCGUCUCACCUGUCCGAAGAGCCAAAGUCUUGUUGUGGGCUGGUCCUCACGCAGGCGGCUUCCAUCAGAUGGUUCAUCGUCCUAAUCGCCUUCGUCGGCGUCUGCUGCUCCGUCGUCGGCACCGGGCUCGGCGCGAUGCGAGCCACUGGCCGAGACCACCUCAGCAUAUCACUUCUCAUGAUAGCAGUCGGGAUAGCAUUAGUGUUGGUCAGCGGGAUCGGCUGGAGACUGACGGCGCACGACGCGCCCUCGUGCAGGGCCAUGCUGGGCUUGGGAGGACACGGCUCCAGGUGCGGAGGCGUCGGCGACGGCGAGGGCGCCGAAGCCAACCGACGCUUUGUGCCGAGACUGCCGCCGUCAUACGGGCGACCGCACCACCCGUAUGCUGCCAUGAUCUACCCGGAGUUUCAAUAUCGACCGCCUCCGCCUUCGUAUCAAGCGUCGAUGCAAGAGUACCGGUUGCGGCUUCUGCUGUUGGACCGAGGCGCGACGCAGCAGCAACCACAGCAACCUCCGCCUGCGGCAGACCCCGUGGCGGCCGUCUCUCCACCUCCGACGUACAGGUCGAAUGUUGGCUCAAUGCUCAGGGCACCGAUGCUAUUCCGAAGAGACAAUAACCAGUCGGCGCGCGCCGGCGACGCGAGUGUGUGCUCGAGUCGGCCGCCGAGCUACCGAUCGCGCGCAGGGUCGACGCGUCCGGCGAGCGUGGCCACGAUGGCGGACGGGAACGCGAGCGUGAGUCUGGUGCCGUCGGCGUCGCCGCAGCCGCCGUCCGUGUCGGUCAUCUGCGUGGGCAACAACCCCAAGUUCGCGGCGUCGUCCGGCCCGACGCACAUCGACAUUGAUAGUGAGAAGACUAGUUUGAACGAGGAGCAGGGCCAGCUGGUCACCAUAGUGCAAACGGGACACGAAAUCUCGUCCGAAACCGGCGUCACCACGGUCACAGUGUCCGGACUGCUGUCCAGCGACGACUGCGGCCCCCACCAGCUGCUCUUCACGCCAGCCUCGCCAGACGCAGAAAUGGAGAUUCUCGCCCACUUGUAACUUUUUCGUUUCGUUUCGUUUUGUACCCGGAUUGAGAGAGUGAAGUGAUUCAUUUGUCCGAAAUAUUCAGUUUUUCUCUGAACAGGAACUCUUUUUGCUUGACUUUGAUCGAGUUUUUAAGCCCACCAAUCGAUUCCUGAGGGUCGAAUUAGUUAUAAAUGAUAUUUUUUCCGUUAAAAAUGUCCAGCGCGACGUGCGAACUUUUUUCCCGCCAAAACAAUUUAAACGUAAAUUCGACUGCGCAUGCGUGAUGAGAGCUGGUUUGAGCACUUGCAGGGAUACCACCUGUACGAAUGACUUCUUUAUCAGAUCUGACGCAUGCGCACUUCUCGUAUUUAUAUUGUUUUGGCGGGAAAAAAGUUCUUACGUCGUACUGGCCAUUUUGGUCGGAUAAAACAUCCACCAUUACUAAUUCGACCCUCAGGAAUCGAUUGGUGAGCUCAGAAACUUCGUCAAAUACGAUCUUUUAGGCUAAAUUGGCGCCAUUUCGAAUUUUAAAUAAUGCUGUAGGGUUAGAUGAGAAGUUUUGUCGCCAAAAUUUCAUGUUUCCGGAGAUUUCAAUUUUUUUGGUAAUUUUCGGAAGGGUUAAUUUUAGAAAAUCUGCAAAAACUCCAGUUUUAAAAUCUGGAUUGAACCAGAAAACUUUUAAAAAUGGCCUCUAAUCCCUUUAAAUUCAUUUUGCUCACAGAUUGAAAUUAAAAAUAAAUUAUUUAACCCCUAAAAAUGAAGGCUAAUUUGCCCAAAAUCAACGCAUAAGGCCAUUUUUAAGUCUGUUUCCUCUCGACAAAACAUAAAUGGCUUGAAAUUCUUUAAAAAAUCAAUUGGAUUUGGAAAUUAAAAUAUGCUACUAAAAUUUUGGUGGUCACUUUGUGAAAUAAAAUAAAUUUUAUCAGCUUUCAGAACAUCUCUUCUUCAGUAAACCACCAAAAUCUUUCAAAGCCAAGUACAAAUAUAAAAAACUGCACCCACCGAUCGAUUUGUCUUGCAAACUUUUGCUUCCAAAGCGAAUUUCGUCCAAACUGAGCACAUAAAUCGCUAAAAUUCAAUGAAUUUCUAUUAAAUGAUUUUAUUUAAUUAAUUUUCAAUAGAUUAAACAGUUUUUUCUGAAAAAAUAUUAUUUAAAUUUAAAAAAAAAUGCGAAAUACCAAAGCUUUUGAUUUAAUAAUGAGUCAAAAUCCUAAGAAAUUCGACAAAAUAAAAAUUUUAAGAAUAUUCCAGACCAUGAUCUCUCUCCAAGUAUGAAAAUUAUCAGGAAUAUUAGUUAAAUUUCUACAGAGUAGGAUUCUUUUAAAGGCAUAAGCUAAAAUUUGAUUUAUCUUCGGACAAAGCCGCUCACUUCUCUCAAACAUCCGCAUUUGUUUUUCAAACUAGACGCGAUGCAAAUCUCAGCUGCCGCAAAAUUAAAUAAGAAUAAUCUCCGAGUGCCUCCAACUGAAUCGAUAGAUUGAAACUAAAUUUAGUUGUAGGUAAAUUAAUCACAGGCUGAAUCAAAAAAAGAAAGAAAUAGACACGUUGUUUCAAUCCUAGAACGGUACGAUUGCGUUGGAACUGCAGAUCAACACACACACAUAUUUUUUACUACGCGAACAAACACAAUUAUUAUAAAAAUUUAAAAUCCGUUAAGCUCUGAGCUACAGUGCAGCAAAUGCGUAUGAUUUUCUCCUCAAUUUAUGGCAAUGUUAAAAGCAGAUUCACAGAGGCCGCGUUUUUUUUUAAAUUUAAAUUGUUUGUUGUCGAUAUAAAGCGAUUUCAAAUCGCAGCUGUGAGAAAAUGUCUUGACGACUUACUUGAUUACGAGAAAGAAGCAUAAAAUAAUUAAUUGACAAAACUCGUGAAUCUGUUUUUGUUCGGCUCUGUGCAGGAUUGUUAUAAAUCCGCUUGUAUUUUAGGACCGACACCGCCGCGCGCGAAAAACUUGAACGCAUAAUCGACAAAAAUGUGAAUAUAAAUAUAAUAACGCGCUUUUUUAUGUUGAGUGGACGCAUAAUUUAUCUCGAUCCAUUCAAAGAGAGACGAUUUUAUUAUCACUGUUGGUUGUUUAUACUCAUAUUGAUUGUGCUAUCUCUGCGUUUGCCACUGCAAAGUGCAAAGUUUUUGCUUUCCUUCUUUCCCUACUUCCUUCUCAACUGUACUUUCUUUCCGAAAAAUUCUCGACUGUUCGUUUCUCUGUAAGCAUGACUGUUUUGAUGUUUGGUUGUUUUACUGUUUCAAAUGUAAACACAUUUAAUUGUAUUCCAGACUAUGGUUCUAUUUAAAAGUAGUGUAAUGUACCUGUAUAAAAUAUAAAAAUUGUAAAGAGUAAGAA
This is a messenger RNA of Cloeon dipterum, 4432 nucleotides long. RefSeq lists its product as uncharacterized. Lineage: Eukaryota; Metazoa; Arthropoda; Insecta; Ephemeroptera; Baetidae. The transcript has 7 exons. The record is from RefSeq and is a predicted model, not a curated record. Gene Ontology annotation, cellular component: actin filament. Gene Ontology annotation, biological process: actin filament polymerization. Bases 37 to 2127 code for a protein of 696 amino acids.